Molecule: messenger RNA, 245 nt
Organism: Paramecium octaurelia
Lineage: Eukaryota; Ciliophora; Oligohymenophorea; Peniculida; Parameciidae
Source: the annotation of a GenBank genome assembly
AUGGUAUCAUAAUUGACAAUCUAAUAUAGGCAGUAUUAGAAAGUAGUUAAACAUAAAAUGAUACAAAUUCUGACUUCUCAAAAUAAAAAAUUAGAAUGAGAUAUAAUACAAGACAAAAUAUGCUUAAUAUAGAAUAAUUAUAACAUUUAAUCAAUGACAUUAAACAUUAAAUGAGAAUAAAGUCUAUGGAUUCUUUAAUGAAGAAUUUAUAUUUUAAGAAUGUAUUGUUAUCCCAACAUAAUUGA